UUCAAGGCCAACGGCCCGUUCUAAUGGUCUGGGAUCUGAGUGCCGGAUGAAAUUAGCGUUUAGCAACUUUCUUUUCCCCUUUUCAAGUUCGAUUUUGGCAAACGGAAAUGUGGAAAAUUAACGUUCUCAUGGUGUCGGGAAUACUGGGAGACGAGGGCCAAGCUGGAUGGCGUUUGGCACUUCUUUGCUUGGGUGGGAGCCACUGUGCCCCUCCAGAGUAGGCAGGUCGUGCCUGUUAGGGCCGCCGUGACGGAGCUGGGAUUGACUUGCCACCAUGGAUUCUCUGCUAGAAGCAAAUGGCACCUUCGCCAUAAGUCUUUUGAAAAUUCUGGGUGAAGACAGCUCGAAAAAUGUGUUUCUUUCACCGAUGAGCAUCUCCUCCGCUCUGGCCAUGGUCUUCUUGGGAGCAAAGGGAACCACUGCUGGCCAGAUGGCUCAGGCGCUGUCUUUCAAUAAAAGUGAUGGCGAUGGAAGUAAUGUUCACCUGGGCUUCCAGUUACUUCUCAACGAAGUGAACAGGACUGGCACGAAGUACUUGCUGAGGACAGCCAACAGGCUCUUCGGGGAGAAGUCUUAUGAGUUCCUCUCAUCUUUUAAAGAUUCCUGCUGUAAGUUCUACGGAGCAGAGAUGGAAGAGCUCGACUUUAUCCACGCUACCGAGGAGUCCAGGAAACACAUCAACUCCUGGGUGGCCCAGAAAACAGAAGAUAAAAUUACAGAGGUUCUGUCUUCAGGCACAGUGAAUUCCACCACUAGUCUGGUUCUUGUGAAUGCCAUCUACUUCAAAGGAAACUGGGACAAACAGUUUGACAAAGCUAGAACCCAUGAGAAGCCAUUCAAAGUCAGCAAGGAUGAGGAGAAACCUGUGCAAAUGAUGUAUAAGAAGUCUACUUUUAAAAUGACCUAUAUAGGAGAAAUAUUCACCAAGAUUCUGGUGCUUCCCUAUGUCAACAAGGAGCUCAAUAUGAUCAUCAUGCUUCCGGAUGAACACAUCGACUUGAAAACGGUGGAAAAAGAAAUUACUUAUGAGAAAUUCGUAGAUUGGACAGUGCCGGACAAGAUGGACCAAGAAGAGGUGGAGGUUUUCCUCCCUAGAUUUAAGCUGGAGGAAAAUUAUGAUUUGGAGAAUGUCCUUCGCCGCCUGGGUGUGACUGAUGCCUUCGAGGGGGCCAGGGCAGACUUCUCUGGAAUGUCCUCCAAGAGAGACCUGUUUCUGUCCAAAGUUGUGCACAAGUCCUUUGUGGAGGUCAACGAGGAGGGCACGGAGGCGGCGGCAGCCACCGCGGCCGUCAUGAUGAUGCGGUGCCUGCGCUUCACACCCUCCUUCUGCGCCGACCACCCCUUCCUCUUCUUCAUCCAGCACUGCAAGACCGGUGCGGUCCUGUUCUGCGGCCGGGUUUCUUCUCCGUGAGGUGGCCAGGCCGGAGCAGCCCUCCUCCCCCUGCCCCUACAUGCUGUCCCUCUCUGCACCGCAUGCCUGUGACCCCAGGGACCUUAUCCAUGUGGCGCGACAGCCCAGAAAUAAAAGGCCCGUCUGGGACCCACAUCCCAACCCUGUA
Fukomys damarensis (Damara mole-rat) is the source of this 1559-nucleotide messenger RNA. Its product is annotated as serpin B6. Gene Ontology annotation, cellular component: cytoplasm. NCBI's taxonomy places the organism in Eukaryota, Metazoa, Chordata, Mammalia, Rodentia, Bathyergidae. The transcript is spliced from 7 exons. Gene Ontology annotation, molecular function: serine-type endopeptidase inhibitor activity. Gene Ontology annotation, biological process: negative regulation of endopeptidase activity. The coding region runs from base 275 to 1411 and encodes 378 amino acids. The record is from RefSeq and is a predicted model, not a curated record.